Prunus avium (sweet cherry) is the source of this 1964-nucleotide messenger RNA. Its product is annotated as Nucleotidyltransferase family protein. Gene Ontology annotation, cellular component: TRAMP complex; nucleolus. Lineage: Eukaryota; Viridiplantae; Streptophyta; Magnoliopsida; Rosales; Rosaceae. Gene Ontology annotation, molecular function: poly(A) RNA polymerase activity; mRNA binding. The record is from RefSeq and is a predicted model, not a curated record. Gene Ontology annotation, biological process: polyadenylation-dependent ncRNA catabolic process; RNA 3'-end processing.
UUUCGGAAAGUAUAAACACUCAGAAUCCCAAUUUCUGUGCCGUCGUUUUCCCUCUCUCUUCUGUAAACAUGGAGGAGCCUGCAACACAAGGCUUUCUCUACGAAACCCUACCGGCGCUCUCUCAUCCCACCCCCAAUCAAUCUCCGCUGCCCGAUGACCUCGAACCCUACUCCGUUUUCCGCAACGAGGUUACUCUCUCCACUCCCCAAUGCGCUCCGGUGGACACCGCCGCACCCGAUUUCUUCUCACUCGACGUUGGUGCCGACGAAGCCGAGCCAAAUUGGGCCUCACUGUCUCGUACCCUUGCAGCCGAGCCGACGACGCCGCUUCACCAAUACGAGCCGACGACGCCGGUUCUUGAAGUCGAGCCAAAGCUCGAGAGCGGGUGGUUUAGGGGCCAUAGUAAAUUCAAGAGCCCUAUGCUUCAGCUUCAUAAAGAAAUUGUGGACUUUUGUGAGUUUCUCUCUCCAACUCCAGAAGAACAAGAGGCACGCACUUCAGCAGUAGAACGUGUCUCUCAGGUUAUCAAAUAUAUAUGGCCUCGGUGCAAGGUUGAAGUUUUUGGGUCCUUCAAGACGGGUUUAUAUCUUCCUGCUAGUGAUAUUGAUGUUGUCAUUAUGAGGUCAGGCAUACCAACACCGCAGCAAGGAUUGCAGGCCCUUUCUAGGGCAUUGUCACAGAUGGGAUUGGCAAAAAAGAUACAGGUGAUUGGAAAGGCACGUAUUCCUAUUAUUAAGUUUGUAGAAAAAACAAGUGGCAUUGCCUUUGACAUAAGUUUUGAUAUAGAAAGCGGACCAAAAGCUGCUGACUUUAUCCAGGACGCGGUAUCUAAGUGGCCUCCUUUGCGACCAUUAUGUUUAAUCUUGAAAGUAUUUUUACAACAGAGAGAAUUAAAUGAGGUGUACUCUGGUGGACUAGGUUCUUACGCCCUCCUUACGAUGCUCAUGGCAAUGUUGCAUAGCCACAGAGAAUGUCAAGUUUCUUCAGAACAAAACUUGGGAGUUCUUUUGGUAAACUUCUUUGAUUUUUAUGGACGCAAAUUGAAUACUUCAGAUGUUGGUGUAUCGUGCAAAGGGGCAGGGACCUUUUUUAAAAAGAGUGUCAAAGGGUUCAUAACCAAAGGACGACCGUUUCUUAUUGCCAUCGAGGAUCCCCAGGCACCAGAGAAUGACGUUGGGAAGAACUCAUUUAACUAUUUUCAGAUUAGAUCAGCAUUUUCAAUGGCUUAUACUACAUUGACAAAUCCUAAGGUCAUCUUGUGCCUAGGCCCAAACAGGAGCAUUCUCGGUACCAUAAUUAGACCUGAUCCUACAUUGGUGGAACGCAAAGGAGGGCCCGGGCUAGUAGCUUUUGAUAGCUUACUUCCCGGAGCAGGGAAACCACUUCAGCUAGAGCAUGAUGGGCAGGAGUUUAUGUGCAAUUGGCAGUUAGAUGAUGAUGAUGAUCCCCUGCCGCGGGGCGAUGAUUCUGCUGGAGGCGGUAGUGGGCGAUCAUCAGGAAAGAAGAGGAAGGCUUCUUUUAAAGAGAAGUCAGGUAAGAAGGGAAAAGAAAAUGGUGAAGUGGGGAGGAGGGGUGUAGAAAAUGGCUCAAAGAAAGAGAAGACUAGGCGUGAUGAAAAUAGCUCAAGGAAAGAGAAGGGAAAAAUGAAGAAGAUUAGGAGACGGAGACAUUCCCAGGAUAAUGCCAAUUGAUUUGGUCGUCAUGGCAGUGGAUCUCCAUGGACUCUGUAGAACCCUUCACAUGCCUGUAACUUGCCAUGCUCUUGGAAGUGUCCGACUUUCUUUUCCGCUGUUAGUGGGUUCAGAUUAGCAUUGUAUUUCAUGGACCAAGAUGCUGCUGCCAUUAACUGAAAAUGGAAGUGCAGUGCUAAGUGGAGCCUCUGUUACAGCCUCUUUGUCAUCUGUGAUAAUACUGACUGCUCGUUUACCGCAUUUACAUGCAAUACAAGGCUUGUGUUGAGCUUA